GAUCUUGGGAAGUCUGUGACUAUAAUGAAUGCUGACAUCCCUUCUAGACGUUGUUCUCUGCUCGCUGCCUCAGAUCCACACACUCUGCAGACAGUCGGCGGCCCGUCUGCUCAGGACGCGGCCUUCGGAAGGGUUUCUAGAGGGCUCGGCGUGCAGGAGCCUGGGUCGGGCAGUACCACUAAGCACGGGGCGGGGGGGGGGACGUAGAGGCCAAGGGCGUCGUCGCGAUCGGGGAUCGGAAAGGACGGGAACAUGGCGGCCUUAGGGUCGCCGGCGCGCACCCUGCGAGGCCUCCUGCGGGAGCUGCGCCACCUGAACGCGGCCACCGGGAAGCCCUAUCGCGACACCGCGGCCUACCGGUACCUUGUGAAGGCUUUCCGUGCACACCGGGUCACCAGUGAGAAGCUGUGCAGAGCCCAACAUGAGCUUCAUUUUCAGGCUGCCACCUACCUCUGCCUUUUGCGCAGCGUGCGGGAACACGUGGCUCUUCAUCAAGAAUUCCAUGGCAAGGGGGAACGCUCGCUGGAGGAGUCUGCUGGUUUGGUGGGCCUCCAGUUGCCCCAACAGCCUGGAGGGAAGGGCUGGGAGUCAUGAUAAAGGAGAGAAUCUGCAGAUGUUACCUUCACUCAAGAGCUUACUUAAUUUCUACUAAUAUGUAUUUAUCAUUAAAUUCUUUAUAGACUUUA
Molecule: messenger RNA, 686 nt
Organism: Jaculus jaculus (lesser Egyptian jerboa)
Lineage: Eukaryota; Metazoa; Chordata; Mammalia; Rodentia; Dipodidae
Gene: Fmc1
Product: formation of mitochondrial complex V assembly factor 1 homolog
Exons: 2
Coding region: 253-594 (113 amino acids)
Cellular component (GO): mitochondrion
Source: RefSeq, a predicted model, not a curated record